UAAAAAUACACGAUGGCGUCGUUCAACUGGGCCGACCCUCGGCGCAACUCGUCGGUGUCGACGAAGAUGAUGGAGAAGGCCGAGGCGGCUCGUAAGCAACGGCUCACAAAGGUCAAGCCAAGCGUGUCAACCCACUUGAACCCAGCAGUGGAGAAAAAGCUCCCCAAAAAACAGCACGAGAAACAGCCAACACCCACAGAAAUGUACAUGGAGUCGCUGGAAUCGGCGACGAUCAACGACAGCUUUUACAAUUCGUUGUUGAAAUUUCACUCGAAUCAAGAGUCGCCGUUGUCACCACCACGCGCCAGUGCGUCAUCUCCACUUGUUGUAAGUCCGUUUUCGGUGCACAAUGUCGUGGCAACCGACAGCUUUUUCCACCCCGAGUCCGAAAUCGAAGCCUUCCAGGGGCUCAGGAAGGGCGAGAUGAGCCCGCCGCCGCCACAUGCUCAACCACGGUCGUCGUCGAUCAAGCCAUCGAAACGAGGUGACAAAAAGGACGUCAGGCCUCUCCCCAGUCGAAGCUCGAUGUCCCGUGCCGACAAGCUCCCCGCCCUCAAGUCGACCGUGACCAAACGCGACGUCCACAUGACGUCCACGCGCAGCAACCCGGACCUAGCACUGUACGCGGACCCUCGGCGUCGAGACGAUCUGCUGGACCUCUUCGACUCGGACGACGCCGUUCAGACGACUAUUCAUCGCUCGGAGUCGGCCCCAUCGGCAUCAUCCACCAUCACCCACUCACCCGACCGUGACUCGCCUGCCACAACCCCCAACUUGACGCCCAACGGACACGCGACCAACCAUGGCGACGGCGCUGUGGUGCCGCGACUGAAUUUCAAUCCGUUCACAUCACGUGAAUCCAAAACGACAAUAAUGCACCACGAAAGCAAGAAAGCAUCGGCCGAUCACGGCAAAGCAGCCGACCAAAAACGAACCCACAAAGCCAACCCAAAGGCUGGGAAGAAGGAUAGCGGGAGAAUCCACACAGCGACUGGAACGUCGCUGGCCGACCUACGAGACGAACACAAAGCCGCCUUGGAAUUGCUACAAGAACUCGGCGGUGCAUACCCCGACGAUGCGAAGCCAUCGAGCUCUCGCUUCGGGUCCAAGUUACGGUCCACCGUGCUAGGCGGCCGCGACAACAACGACCACACAACUACAGCAUACGUGGAUGCUGCGUUGAAAGCUGCCGACGUAGCGCUAAAUAACCGAGUGGUGGAGAUUGAUGAUGAGGUUCCCGAAGCAGAGUCGCCUGGAAAAGAAGUUUCCACGGCAGAUUCAAAUUCUGCUCGAACGUCGCGCCGGUCCGAGCCGUCGUACGAUAGCGAGGACUUUGAGACUGAUUGAUAGCAACACAACAAAUUGAAACAAUCUCCAUGCUUCCAAA
Molecule: messenger RNA, 1387 nt
Organism: Aphanomyces astaci
Lineage: Eukaryota; Oomycota; Saprolegniomycetes; Saprolegniales; Verrucalvaceae
Exons: 7
Coding region: 13-1347 (444 amino acids)
Source: RefSeq, a predicted model, not a curated record